Molecule: messenger RNA, 2896 nt
Organism: Caenorhabditis angaria
Lineage: Eukaryota; Metazoa; Nematoda; Chromadorea; Rhabditida; Rhabditidae
Source: the annotation of a GenBank genome assembly
AUGGAUGUAUUUGGGAGAGAUUCCCAACUCUCGGCCAAUAUAACAGAAGCAAAAAUACCAGAUAGUCAAGACAGUAAUGAUGGUAUUUUUGUUCACAGUCAGAACUCAAGGGAAAACAAUAUCUUUUAUAGAGCUACUCUAACCCAAAUUGCUAAACCGUAUGUUAUAUUUAAAGUUAUGAAAAAUAAUAAUAAUAAUACUUUCAGAAGCAUUCUACAAAAAAAGGUCCGAAGAGUCGAAAAAGUUAAUAAUAAUAAUGAAGAAGAAGAAUAUUUUAAUGAUGUUGGUGGCGAUCUGUCUUUCUACAAUUCUUUUUCAUUACAAUCUCAAGCGAAACACAUUGGAUUGAAAAAACGAAAUCCUAAAAUGCCGUAAGUUUUCAUCAAAUUUUUCAACUUUUAAAUUUCAAAUUUUAGACAUGUUGAUGUUUUGGAACUUGCAACAAAUGAACUCAAUCGAAGCAUCGACACUCUCACACCAAUCGUGAAUUCCAGUUUUUUAGAAAAUUCCUUCAAUUCAACAAUUUCUGAACUGCAAAUUGACUCUCAAGAAAGUGUUCAAAUUUUGAAAAUAUUGAAAAAGGAUAAACCGGAAGAAAUGAAAUUGGAACGUGUAGAAGAAGAUGAAGAAGAGCAAAAGAGUAUUGAUAUAUUUUCAACAGAUGGUUUGGAUAACGAAAUUAUGGAUAAUGAAAUAGAUGAAGGAUUUGAUCAAAUUGAUGGAUUUCAAGAAGAACCACAAGAAGAAGUUAGAUUGUUUGAUGAUUUUGUUGAAGAACAAAAAGUUGCUACAAGUAGUGCAGCAAGUGAACCAGUUUUGGAUAGUGUUAAAAUUCGAAUUGAUGUAGCUGAAAUCAUAAAAGGUUCAGAUUUUGCACAUGAAUCAAUCGAUAAAAAUCUUUUGUGGGCAAAAGAAGCAUGCCCAAUUCCCAUUGUUAUUGAUGUUGAAAAAUGGAGCAUGAAUGGAGGGCGUAAAAUCAAACUCAAAUUUGUCAGAUUUUUACCAGGAGAUGGAUUGGAUGUAGCAUUGAAAGACAGUAAAUUUGCAGUAGAAAAAUGUUUUGGUUGUUUUGAUGCUGAAAGUGAGUAUUUAUGAAUUAAUACUGAAAAGGUGAUAUUAUGUAUUUAUUUAUUUUUAAACAAUUUAGAGAGAAAUCCAAAAGCAGCAUUUUUCUACAUCUCUUCAACGAAUCCAAAGUAUUAUUGGCAACCACCGACUGAAGAAGGUUUUUCUUCAAUUGUUUGAGCUUUUAUCACAAUUCCAAAAAUUUCAGAAAAGUAUUUUUGCCUUGAUGUCGAUGAUCAAAAACAUCGAGUUUGUUUCAAUUUAACUUUUGCAUGUAGAGAAAAUUGUAUGAAGCAACCAGAUAAAAGAGGAAAAACAAUGGUUUUGGCUGCAGUUGUAGAAGAUGAAUUUGGGUUUGUUUUUUUCAGGUUGCAAAAUAUGCUAAGAUUAUUCUACUUUCAAUAUUCUUUUAUUUUUUAUAGAAUUAUUGUAUAUUUUCUCAUUAACUUGGAACUUUAAUGGUUGCAAAGUAUUCUUGCUCUUUCCAUCUUUUUUUUCCAUUUUCAAAAAUUUACCCCUCAUGAGAUAAUCAUUCAUCACAAUUUCUAUAUUCUUUUUUGCUUCGUGUGCAUGCGAAUAUAAUGGAUCAAUUCAUUUGACUUUUUUAUUGCAAUUUAUGAAUUGAAAUACAAAAAAUGUUACAAAAUUCAUUUUUUCUUCAAAUGAAUUGGUCCAUAAGAUUUUUGUCUGAUUUAUUAAUUUUCUCAUUUCGGUUGCCCUUUUUAUUUUUUCUUCUCGGAUUAUAAUUUUAUUUUUGCAGAAACGAAAUUUGCCGUGACAUUUUCCACUCUGUUCGUGUAACUGCUUAUCCGAGACGAGAUUUCAGAAACUAUUUGGACAAAAAAAAGAAACUCAAAGCAGAACAAGGUUAGUUUUUGAACAUUUUUAUAUUCAAAUAAUUCAAAAGUCAAAAUUGAAGCUCUGAAAACUUUUAUUUCAAGAAAAAAAAACAAUCUCUAACAAUAAGCAAACAAUUUUGUAACAAGAAAUUAUUUGUUUUUCCCUUGCGAUAAUUUCACAGGAAUAGAGAAUUCACCAACUAAUAUAUAAUUUUCAGCUGAAUUGCUCGAGCAAAAGAACAAUGUAACUGAUCAGGUUUGUUUUUCAUUUCCAUUCUCCAACACAUUUCCUUGAUUGUUUUUUUUCAGCCAACAGCCACAGUAAAUAAGCAACAAAGAAAGAGAACAACACGUUAUUUUCAAUUUGGAAGCGGAGAUCCAGUUCCAUUUGAUUUUGAACCAACGGAUAAUCAACAAUCAACACAACUUUAUACUGAGAGUUAGUUUUUAUUUUUUUUUUCUUACAAGAAACAUUAUGUUUUAGUGCCAAAAUUGAAACGUAAUGAUGAAAUGGAAGUGGAUGAAAAUAUGGAAAAUGCAAAAAAGUCAAGAAUUGAGAUGGUUAAUACAUAUCAUAUCAAUAUGACCUUCGAAAAAGGAGAUUAUGAAGCUGUUUUGGAAUGUUUGGCUAAUCGCGCAAAACAAGAACGAUAUCAAGCAACAAUGACCAAAUCAACAAGAGCUUCUCCACUUUCAUAUUUGUCAAAAGUGGAUUAUUAUACAAAAAUCGAAGAUUGGUUGAAAACGAUGGCAUUGGGACAUCAUUUGUCAAAUUUCAGACAACACGCGAUUCUUGCAAUGGGUGAUCUGAUUUAUGCGUAUAAGAAGGACCCUUAUGUGAGUUUCAUGCAGUUGGUUCUCUAAAUAAAGAAUUUUUUCAGUUCUUCGAAAAGCUUCAAAUUCCCAACGAGGAAAAGUUGACAAUGUUCCGAGUUUUCCACAACUUCUACCAUGUUUAUCUCCACGAAAAUAUCAAAACCGGUACUCAUUAA